CUUCGUGUCUGAGACUCGAUUGCUCAAGUCUCAGUUCUGCCGAGCUUUUUUUCGAUACCGGCAUCUGGUUUUCUUUCUUUCUUUCCUUCUCACUCUUUCUUGCCUCGCUUUUAUUUCCCUUCUUGAGAUCCCAAAAAAGAACUCACGGCACAAUGACCGGAGAUCAUGGACACCAGCAGGUGGAUUCUGGCUCUCGACUAAAUGAUUCCCACAAACAUAAAGACAAGCAUAAAGACAAAGAGCACAGGCACAAAGACCAUAAGAAAGACAAAGAGCGUGAAAAGUCCAAGUACACGAACAGUGAGCACAGAGACUCAUCUGAGAAAAAGCACAAGGACCGCGAGAAAGAGCGAGUGAAACACCGGGAGGACUGCAACGAGAGACACAAAGAAAAGAAGAGAGAAGAGAAGAUUAAAUCCCACAGCUCUAACGGGAAGCAUAAGAGGGAGAAGGAGAACGGCUAUGUCAGUCACUUCAAAGUGGAGGAGGACAACGGCUACUGCUCGUCUCCGAAGCACGACAAGACGGUGAAGAGGGAGAGGGAUGACGACGAAUCCGAGUACAAACCCAAAAAGAUCAAAGUGGAAAAGGAGAAUAAGGUGAAAAAACGGAAGCAGGAGGAAGACUACGACGACUACGAAGAGGACGUAAAGCCGAAAAAGAAAUCGAAAAAGAAAGAGGAUUCGGCUGGAGGGAAGAAGAAGGUCAAGAAGGAGCCGGAAGAGAAAUGGAAAUGGUGGGAAGAAGAGAGAUACACGGACGGCUCCAAAUGGAGGUUCCUCGAGCACAAAGGUCCUGUGUUCGCGCCGCCGUACGAACGACUUCCGGAGAAUGUUAGGUUUUAUUAUGAUGGAAAGCCCAUGAGGCUGAGCGAGUCGGCGGAGGAAGUGGCAACGUUCUUUGCCAAAAUGCUUGACCACGAGUACACAACCAAGGAGAUAUUUAGGAAAAACUUCUUCAAAGACUGGAGGAAGGAAAUGACCUCGGAGGAGAAGUCGAAAAUCUCUGAUCUGAACAAGUGCAACUUCAUGGAGAUGAACGAAUACUUCAAAGCUCAAUCAGAGGCUCGGAAACAGAUGUCAAAGGAGGAGAAACAGAAAAUCAAAGAGGAGAACGAGCGGCUGGUGGACGAGUACGGCUACUGCUUGAUGGACAACCACAAAGAGCGCAUCGGAAACUUCCGGAUCGAGCCUCCAGGGCUUUUCCGAGGUCGAGGAGAUCACCCGAAGAUGGGCAUGCUGAAACGGCGCAUUCGCCCCGAGGACAUCAUCAUCAACUGCAGCAAGGACUCGAAGUAUCCCAAACCCCCUCCGGGUUCCAAGUGGAAGGAGGUCCGUCACGAUAACAAAGUGACAUGGCUGGCAUCGUGGACGGAGAACAUCCAGGGCUCUAUUAAGUACAUUAUGCUGAACCCCAGCUCACGGAUAAAGGGAGAGAAGGACUGGCAGAAGUACGAGACGGCACGCAGGCUGAAGAAGUGUGUGGAGAAGAUCCGAGCGCAGUACCGUGAAGACUGGAAGAGCAAAGAGAUGCGAAUCCGACAGAGAGCCGUCGCACUCUACUUCAUAGAUAAGCUGGCCCUGAGGGCGGGUAAUGAGAAGGAGGAGGGGGAGAGUGCAGACACGGUGGGCUGCUGCUCUCUGCGGGUGGAGCACGUUAACCUGCACCCUGAGAUGGACGGCCAGGAGUACGUGGUGGAGCUCGACUUCCUGGGAAAAGACUCCAUCCGCUACUACAACAAGAUCCCUGUGGAGAAGAGGGUGUUUAAAAACCUCCAGCUGUUCCUGGAGAACAAGCAGCCAGAAGACGACGUCUUCGACAGACUCAAUACGUCCAUUUUGAACAAACAUCUCCAGGAGCUGAUGGACGGAUUAACGGCUAAAGUGUUUCGUACCUACAACGCCUCCAUCACCUUACAGCAGCAACUCAGCCAGCUCACUUGCCCUGAUGAUAACAUCCCGGCGAAGAUCCUCUCCUAUAAUCGAGCUAACCGUGCUGUUGCAAUCCUGUGUAACCACCAGAGGGCGCCACCUAAAACCUUUGAGAAGUCCAUGCAGAACCUGCAGGCUAAAAUCGAUGCGAAAAAGGAACAGCUUUCUGUAGCUAAGAGAGAGCUGAAGUCUGCCAAAGCAGAUGCCAAGGCCAGGCACGACGAGAAAAACAGAAAGGCGGUAGAGACGAAGAAGAAGGCGGUCCAGAGGCUGUCCGAGCAGCUGAUGAAGCUGGAGGUGCAGGCCACCGACCGUGAGGAGAACAAACAGAUCGCCCUGGGAACUUCCAAGCUCAACUACCUGGACCCGCGCAUCUCCGUCGCCUGGUGUAAAAAAUGGGGAGUCCCCAUCGAAAAGAUCUACAACAAAACGCAGCGGGAGAAGUUCGCCUGGGCCAUCGACAUGGCUGACCAAGACUACGAAUUUUAAACAAAGAGUGGCGUUUUACGCUUUUUUUCUUUCUUUUUUUCCCCAGGGGUUAGCAUUUAUCCAUCGAAUCCACCCCGUCUGAACGUGUUCAAGCAAAGUGAGGAAACACAACUGGAUGUUUUUAAAACAAAGCUAAAAGGUUCCCUGUAAACAAUCCGGCUGAUGAAACGUUUAAACCGAGUCCUGAAGGUGGAACCCUGAGGAGAUCCACCACCACUUCGCUCCGAUACACACACGUUAGGCUUUACACUUACUUUUGGGGGUUUUUAAGCGUCUUAGUCGGGUUUUAGCCGUCGGAUUUAUCGAUGAAUUCUAUAUUUUAAUAUAAGAAAUAAAUCAGAGUUGUUUUAAGAGGCACGUCGAGGACUGAACUACAGAAAGCCAUCUGUGAAAGACUCGAGAUUCUGCGUGCGUGUGUGUGUGUUGAACUCCAGCAAGAUGUAGAAAUCCAUCAUGGACCCGAGGACAUCACCCAGGGAUGCACCAAUCCAGUGUUUGUUCCCAUCGCGCUCGGAGAAUCAUUUUGUAGCCAGUACUGAGCCGAUCGUUUCCUUUUUUAAAACGGUGUAAUCGCAAAAUUCUGGAGUGUUUUGGGUUUUUUUUGUUUUGUUUUGUUUCCCCCUUCUUUAUUGAGAGUCGCUGAGCCAGAAUAAUAAUUUGAGUAGGAAUCUCUGAACACCCUAUUUUAUUAAAAAUAAAAAAAAAAGUCAUGGCUUUUUAAAAAAGUAUAUGUAUAGUUUUAAUUUUUAAACAUUUCUAUAUUGUAUUAAUGCUGUUAAAUAUGAGUGCGUGGAAAAAUCGUUUUUAAAACGAAUUUUAAAGCAGUGGGUUAAAAAUGACAGCGUUUUAAAUAUGAUGGGGAAAAAAAACCAUACUGUAUUGUAAUUAAAGAAUAUAUUUACAGUAAUAUACUUUAAAUUAAAUACAACUCUACUUUCCUUUAUAGGACGAAUAAUUGAUGAACCCCAGGGAACCUCAGUGUUUUUCUUUUCUUGAUAUUUUAAUGAAAAAUGUAGCGAAGCUUUUGCUCAAUGAGUCGCAGAUGAUUUUUUUUUUUUUUUUUUUUUUUUUAAUUAAGAACAUGAUUUAAAAAAAAAAAAAGUUAAGCCGUCAAUGCAGGAGAGUUUCUGAAAGCUUUGGGCAGAUUUAGUGUUUUUAGCAAACCUUGACAGUUUUAUUUUUUUUCUUCUCAUUUGUCCGUCAUCAGAAUCGUUCACGUUCUGGAUCGGAUCAGGAAAAAAAAAAAUCUCAGUCCAUGAUAUCGGAUUGGUGCAUCCCUACACCUUUUUUUUUUUUUUUGGGAUUUUUUUUUUUUUUUUAAAUAUAUAUAUAUAUAUUUUAAUUUUUCUUCUGUUUCUAUCAGGGAUGUACAUUUCAUUUUUGCGAAUAUGUGAAAGGGGCGAUCUCCGUGUUAACGCUGACGUCGUAGUGAAUUUGACUUCUGGUUUCUUUUUGUUCCUGUGCAGAAUGAUUUUUAUAUAAUUUUAUUUUUUUUUUCCUCAGCAGUAGAGUUACAACAUUCUUACUUGAAACAUGGCUGGGUGAGACGUGUGUAUGUGUGUAGAUAUGAACUGUACGUGCGUGCGCGCACACACAUGCACGUGUGCGAGAUCAUAAACACGAACUGGUUUCUCUAUAUAUGUGAGAUGCAAUUUUUGCCAAAUGAAUAGAGACUAGAGAGAGAGGAUGUGUAUGAAAUACAGUGUACAUGUGGAAGAUCGGGGUCUUCUUUGUAAAGAAUUAGGAACAAAGUGUCCGAAGUUAACUUUUUAAUGUGAGGCUCUGCACUUAUUUAUAGCUGUUAGAAAGUGUGCUAAAGCUAACUUCAACAUUUUUACCACAUUUAGCCUUAAGCAAUCAUGUUUUAUUAUUUUUAAUAUCUAUCUGUUUUACAAAUAAUAAAUCAUGCCACUUUUUCUUAUUCUCUCCUUUUAUUUCACAUCCUUGCAUUCAUCCUGAUGUCCUGCUUUUGUGUAUUUUCUGUUUUCAGAAUUUAAAUAAACUUUGUAUUGCAAUAA
This is a messenger RNA of Neoarius graeffei (lesser salmon catfish), 4438 nucleotides long. It is a transcript of the gene top1b, whose product is annotated as DNA topoisomerase Ib. Gene Ontology annotation, biological process: DNA topological change; chromosome segregation; DNA replication. Lineage: Eukaryota; Metazoa; Chordata; Actinopteri; Siluriformes; Ariidae. The transcript is spliced from 21 exons. Bases 153 to 2420 code for a protein of 755 amino acids. Gene Ontology annotation, cellular component: chromosome; nucleolus. Gene Ontology annotation, molecular function: DNA binding; DNA topoisomerase type I (single strand cut, ATP-independent) activity. The record is from RefSeq and is a predicted model, not a curated record.